AUGGCCGAACAUCUUCUAGAUACUGCCCGUUAUGUGAUGAGGGAGAGUAAGGUAGAGACAUUCGAGGAGUUCAUCAGUAGCGACGCCUUGCUCCGUAAGGUGGGUAGGAAAUUUGAGACUUGGUCUUAUGGAUAUCCAGUCAAGAAGAUGCCUGCUCGCAGCCCACGGGAAAUAAGACAUGCAAUUUUCGUCCGUUCAAGAAACGCCGGGCAGCUCUCUCCUCGUCGCCCCGCUUGCCGUUUCGCUCUUCGCCGAGGAGCUAAAGGUCCCCGGCCGCCACCGUACGUCAUGGACCCAUCCUCAGAGAUCGAGUACGACAUGCCCGGUUUCCUGCGUGUGCACAAGAGCGGCCUCGUCGAGCGGCUGGCCGGCACCAACACCGUGCCGCCCUCCCCCUCCGGGGACCCCACCAACGGCGUCGCUUCCAAGGACGUUCUCCUAGACACCGCCGCCAACAUCUCUGUCCGCCUCUACCUCCCCGCUGCGGCCACGUUGGAGCCCGGCAAGAAGCUUCCCAUGGUCGUUUUCUUCCACGGCGGCGCAUUCUUUACCCACAGCACCGCCUCCCCUAUCUACCACAGGUACGCCGCCGCGGUCCCCGCCAUCGUCGUUUCCGUCGAGUACCGCCUCGCCCCGGAGCACCCUCUCCCAGCGGCGUACGAUGACGCCUUCGCGGCCCUCGAGGCGGUCGUCACCGCAUGCCGCCCGGAUGGCGCCGAGCCCUGGCUCGCCACGCACGGCGACGCCUCCCGCGUCGUUCUUGCCGGCGACAGCGUCGGCGCCAACAUUGCGCAUAAUACGGCGAUAAGGCUGCGGAAGGAACGCAUCGAGGGCUACGGCGACAAGGUCAGUGGCAUCGCGCUCAUGCAUUCCUACUUCUGGGGGACAGAACUGGUUGGCGGCGAGGUUGCCCAGCGCGGCAACAUGGAGCGCACGCUGGAUCUGGCCUCCAGCGGUAGGUUCGGCCCCCGCCACCCGUGCAUCAACCCGGCGGCGUCGCCGGAGGAUUGGAGGCAGAUCGGGUGCGGCCGCGUGCUGGUUACCACCGCAGAACGCUGCUUGUUCGUGGAGAGGUCGCGCGCGUACGCGGAUGGUAUCAAGGCGUGCGGGUGGGACGGCGAGCUCGAGUUCUACGAAGCCAAGGGCGAGGUGCACACCUACUUCUUGUUCAAGCCCGACUGCGAGAAUGCCCUCAAGGAGCUCGCCGUCGUGGCCGAUUUCGUCAGGCGCUCGUGA
This is a messenger RNA of Lolium rigidum, 1236 nucleotides long. RefSeq names its product probable carboxylesterase 12. Lineage: Eukaryota; Viridiplantae; Streptophyta; Magnoliopsida; Poales; Poaceae. Bases 1 to 1236 code for a protein of 411 amino acids. The transcript has 2 exons. The record is from RefSeq and is a predicted model, not a curated record. Gene Ontology annotation, molecular function: hydrolase activity.